Grammomys surdaster is the source of this 2332-nucleotide messenger RNA. RefSeq names its product mitochondrial calcium uptake 1 (gene Micu1). The transcript has 12 exons. Gene Ontology annotation, biological process: calcium import into the mitochondrion; mitochondrial calcium ion homeostasis. The record is from RefSeq and is a predicted model, not a curated record. Gene Ontology annotation, cellular component: uniplex complex. NCBI's taxonomy places the organism in Eukaryota, Metazoa, Chordata, Mammalia, Rodentia, Muridae. Bases 127 to 1560 code for a protein of 477 amino acids. Gene Ontology annotation, molecular function: calcium ion binding.
GGCUAAGGGAGUCACGUGAGAGUGGGCGGAGGACGCAGAGCGGGGCUCCACGGCUUGUGCGUCUCUAUGGCUGUCAGAGGUGGGCGGCUUUCUCCGAGUUGCUGCUAAAGCUGGAGCGCGGACGGGAUGUUUCGUCUUAACGCCCUUUCUGCAUUGGCAGAGCUAGCUGUGGGCUCUCGCUGGUACCAUGGAGCAUCACAGCCCGCACAGACCAAACGAAGGCUGAUGUUGGUGGCGUUCCUGGGAGCAUCUGCAGUGACUGCAAGUACCGGUCUCCUAUGGAAGAAGGCUCACGCGGAGUCUCCACCAUGCGUCAACAGCAAGAAGACUGACCCGGGAGAGAAAGGGAAAACCAAAGACACCGGGGAAGUGUCCAGCCAUGAAGGAAGGGCUGCAGAUGCUGUGGCUGAGCCUUAUCCUGAGGAGAAGAAGAAGAAGCGCUCUGGAUUCAGAGACAGAAAAGUGAUGGAGUAUGAGAAUCGGAUCCGAGCCUACUCCACACCUGACAAAAUCUUCCGAUAUUUUGCCACCUUGAAAGUAAUCAAUGAACCUGGUGAAACCGAAGUGUUCAUGACUCCGCAGGACUUCGUGCGCUCUAUAACACCCAAUGAGAAGCAGCCAGAACACUUGGGCCUGGAUCAGUAUAUAAUAAAGCGCUUUGACGGAAAGAAAAUCGCCCAGGAACGAGAAAAAUUUGCUGAUGAAGGCAGCAUCUUCUACACCCUUGGAGAGUGUGGGCUCAUCUCUUUCUCUGACUACAUCUUCCUCACAACCGUCCUCUCCACUCCUCAGAGGAACUUUGAAAUUGCCUUCAAGAUGUUUGACUUGAACGGAGACGGAGAAGUAGACAUGGAGGAGUUUGAGCAGGUUCAGAGCAUCAUCCGCUCCCAAACCAGCAUGGGUAUGCGUCACAGAGAUCGCCCAACUACUGGGAACACCCUCAAGUCUGGCUUAUGUUCGGCCCUCACGACAUACUUUUUUGGAGCUGACCUGAAAGGGAAAUUGACCAUUAAAAACUUCCUGGAAUUUCAGCGUAAACUUCAGCAUGACGUUCUAAAGCUGGAGUUUGAACGCCAUGACCCGGUAGAUGGAAGGAUCUCUGAGAGGCAGUUCGGGGGCAUGCUGCUGGCCUACAGUGGGGUGCAGUCCAAGAAGCUGACCGCCAUGCAGAGACAGCUGAAGAAGCACUUCAAAGACGGGAAGGGCCUGACCUUCCAGGAGGUGGAGAACUUCUUCACUUUCCUCAAGAACAUUAAUGACGUGGACACGGCACUAAGCUUUUACCACAUGGCUGGAGCAUCUCUCGAUAAAGUAACCAUGCAGCAAGUGGCCAGGACAGUGGCGAAGGUCGAACUGUCGGACCAUGUGUGUGACGUGGUGUUUGCGCUCUUUGACUGCGACGGCAAUGGGGAGCUGAGCAAUAAGGAGUUCGUUUCCAUCAUGAAGCAGCGGCUGAUGAGAGGCCUGGAGAAGCCCAAGGACAUGGGCUUUACCCGGCUCAUGCAGGCUAUGUGGAAAUGUGCCCAAGAAACUGCCUGGGACUUUGCUCUCCCCAAAUAAUAUCCCCACCUCCUGCAUUUAGCGCCCCGCGACCCUUGGAGUGGCCCUCUGUGCUGCUGCUGCUUCUGGGAGUAGUGCCCUCCUUCCCCAUCUCUCUGGGAGUGACCUCUGGGCUCCACUGACUUAGCUCUCCACCCUUCUGUGACCCAGUCAGUGUUCUGCUAGGCUCUGAGUCUGCGGUCAGAUCAAAGGUCCAAAAACAGGAACAAGUCUUCAAAGUAGAGACCUUAGCUCCCUUAACAAGUGCCCUGCGGGUAAAUGCAGGGAGCCCUCCCAACUCCUGCCAGCCCUGGGUGCCUAUCUGCUCUGCAGUCUCUGACCGUGGAUUUGUAUUAACAAGAACACUCCCUGCCAUCUUCCUCUCGCUGCUUUUAAGCUGCAAGUUUGGGGAUACUCUGGCAGGCAAAAGGAAGUCUGUGAUGAAUGAUAGACCCUCGCACCCUGAGCUGGCAGGAAGCCUGGCCAGAGGAAGGGUCUGUGUCAGAUACUAGUGGCUCCAGGAAGGCCCUGUGCCCCCAGCAGAAUUCCUUUGAGAACUGCUUUGAGCAGCUCUCCAGAGACUCCCUGCUGUUUGGCUCUCCUCCCUGCUCCCUGCGAGCCUCCUCUGGGACUCUGCUUCUCUAGAGCAAUGGCUGAGUCCCCGUGCCUUGUGUCCUUGUCCCCUCUCUAUGGACCUGCCGAGCCCAGCCCAGCUCAGCUCAGAGCCUAGCUGCCCUCUGUCUAAAACACUCAUAAAAUAUCACUUUAAUUAUAACACUUUGCAGGAAACACC